CCUUCUCCUUCAAGAGCUCCAAGGCCUUUCUCUCUCCUCUCUCUCUCUCUAGGUCACGCAUGCACGAACACGCCGGCGAAAUCUAACGAGAAAGUCUUCGUUUCUGCAGUAUCGUUGGAUUUUGAAUCAUGAAUCCUGAGUAUGAUUAUCUUUUUAAGCUUUUGCUAAUUGGAGAUUCUGGAGUUGGAAAAUCCUGCCUGCUUCUGAGGUUUGCUGAUGAUUCAUAUUUGGAGAGCUACAUUAGUACCAUCGGAGUUGAUUUUAAAAUUCGCACAGUUGAGCAGGAUGGCAAAACUGUUAAAUUGCAGAUUUGGGACACUGCUGGACAAGAGCGUUUUAGGACGAUUACUAGCAGCUACUAUCGGGGAGCUCAUGGCAUCAUUGUGGUUUAUGAUGUAACAGACCUAGAGAGCUUCAAUAAUGUGAAACAAUGGCUAAAUGAAAUAGAUAAGUAUGCAAGUGGUAACGUCAACAAGCUUCUCGUGGGAAAUAAGUGUGAUCUUACAUCUCAGAAGGUUGUGUCCACAGAAACCGCAAAGGAGUUUGCAGAUGAAAUUGGAAUCCCUUUCAUGGAAGCUAGCGCCAAAAACGCUACCAAUGUAGAACAGGCUUUCAUGGCUAUGACCGGAGAUAUUAAGAAUAGGAUGGCAAGCCAACCUAUGAACAAUGCUAGGCCUCCAACAGUACAGAUCCGAGGGCAACCCAUGAACCAAAAAGCCGGUUGCUGCUCUUCUUAAGGUGAUAAU
Impatiens glandulifera is the source of this 746-nucleotide messenger RNA. Its product is annotated as ras-related protein RABD2c. The transcript has 8 exons. The coding region runs from base 129 to 737 and encodes 202 amino acids. The record is from RefSeq and is a predicted model, not a curated record. Gene Ontology annotation, molecular function: GTPase activity; GTP binding. Lineage: Eukaryota; Viridiplantae; Streptophyta; Magnoliopsida; Ericales; Balsaminaceae.